Messenger RNA from Adelges cooleyi (spruce gall adelgid), 982 nucleotides. RefSeq names its product leucine zipper transcription factor-like protein 1. Bases 55 to 876 code for a protein of 273 amino acids. Lineage: Eukaryota; Metazoa; Arthropoda; Insecta; Hemiptera; Adelgidae. Gene Ontology annotation, biological process: negative regulation of protein localization to cilium. The record is from RefSeq and is a predicted model, not a curated record. Gene Ontology annotation, cellular component: cytoplasm. The transcript is spliced from 6 exons.
AAUAUUUCUGUAAAUGAAUAUCAUAAAGUUGUUGUUGACAACUAUAUAGAAUUCAUGAGUCAUCAAAAGAAACAAUCUAUCAUUGUGAUAAAAAAAACCUUUAGUGAAUUGUUAAAAACAAGUUUGUCAGAUGAAACCUUUACAAAAGAAGAAGUUAGCAACGUGAUAAAUAAUUUGGAAAAAGCAGUGACUAAUGAAAUUGAAUGUGAAAUGACCGCUUUUACUAAUACAAAUAUCCUAAUGAUGUAUCAAUUUUUUCAACAAGCCGAAAAAUGGCAUCUGAGACUUAAUGCUGAUAUUUCGGAAAUGCAAAACAAAGAAUUAUUACAAGAGGUAGAAAAAUAUAAAUCUGAUUACAAUUUAACAAGACGUCUCGCAGAGAAAAAGAAACUCGCUCCGAUAAACGACUGUGUUACUAAUGAUUUUGCUGAAAUGUUGCACAAGAGACUGGAGCAGUUGGAAAGUCAUAAUUGUAAAUUACAAAAUGAUUUCAAGUGUUUGGAAGAUAAUUACGACAAAGUAGACAUAGAGCGACAGGCCUUAAAACAACUCGUUCAAGACAAUCAUACAAAUGUGAACACCAAUCUUUGUAAACAGUCGGCAGAAAUUGAAGUACAAACUCUGAGUAUCUCAGAGGAUAACACCACUCAUGAUUACGAAGAAUGCGUAAAAACCAAAGACCUACUGGAAGCCGACUUGAAGUCGACCCAGUCACAAUUAACAUUGGCCAACAUGGAGUUGGAAAGAAAAUUUAACGAUACAGCGGCAUACGUCAACAUGAAAAAAAUAAUACAGAAAAAAAAUGAACAAGUUCGCGAAUUACGAGAUCGACUGCUAGUGUAUGAAAAGGAUGAUGGCGAAGAAAACUUUGUAUAGUUUUUGACUUACUUUACAGUUAACAUAUAACACCAUAGUUAUUUUUAAAUAUAAUUUGAAUUACUCCCUCCCACAUUAAUAUUAUACUUAGUUAAUAUCACGUACG